Messenger RNA from Gamsiella multidivaricata, 900 nucleotides. RefSeq lists its product as uncharacterized. Bases 1 to 900 code for a protein of 299 amino acids. The transcript is spliced from 7 exons. Lineage: Eukaryota; Fungi; Mortierellomycota; Mortierellomycetes; Mortierellales; Mortierellaceae. The record is from RefSeq and is a predicted model, not a curated record.
AUGGACCAACAACAAAUCAGUGAUCUGGCCCAGCAGCUGGCUAGCCAGUUUGCAGCAAUGCGUCCGCAGCGGAAUCAGCAAGCCUCCACGGCAACCACCAAUCCUGCGGUGAACAGCGGCCAACCAAAGACGCCUUCAGAAGCCGAUAUCGCGCAAUUGGCCAAUCGACUUGGGAGUCUAUUGCAUCAGGAAGCAGGGAUAUCAUCAUCAGUCGCUACCCAAGAAGCUGCUGCUGACCCUUUCGCAUCCGUCUCUGACCCCUCCAUUUAUGAAAAGGAAUUUGUUGAUAAAUUCCUGCGUGUCAAUACGGCUGUCUUGGCAUACGAGGAUCGGCAGCUUCUAGACCAGGCCUACGAGCAAAUCCCCGUCGAUAAAUUUUACGAAGACAUAGAGGUCAUGGCCAAAGAACAUCCGGACGAUAGCACGGACGACAUUGUCAUAAGGCGGCUCUUGCAUUGGUUCAAGAACGAUUACUUCGUGUGGGUGAACGAGCCGCCAUGUGUCAGCUGCCAGGGCAAGACAGUGUUUGCAGGAGGUAUUGCACCAACGGACCAAGAGAGGCAGGAUGGAGCAGGAUUUGUGGAGACCUACAGAUGCACCCAGUCAUCUGAGGAAGUUGUUGAUGUGACAAGACGUUAUACAGUCGAAUACGACGAAGUUGUAGUGCAAAGACGAAGAUCAAUCCGAGAACCCGUUUUGGCCAGGUUUUUACAUCGACUGUCCGAGUCAAACUUGGGACGAUUAGGCCUGGAUCAAACAGAAAUCCAAGCUAUCAAACAAAGACAAGUGCUGGAGAUGGAUGAGCUCUUAGGGAAGACCGGCGACAAUCGGUCCAUCGAAACAAAGGAUCGAGAAAGCGGUUCGGACGAAUGGGCCAGGGCCCGGGGCGAGAGGCGUUAG